Molecule: messenger RNA, 960 nt
Organism: Theobroma umbraticum
Lineage: Eukaryota; Viridiplantae; Streptophyta; Magnoliopsida; Malvales; Malvaceae
Gene: LTPG1
Product: glycosylphosphatidylinositol-anchored lipid protein transfer 1
Source: RefSeq, a predicted model, not a curated record
GGAUUCCCCAGCUUCCAAUGUCCCAUUCUUGGCCUUCUAUAAACCAGAAAACAAAAGACAUUUCUUCAAGUUGAAAAUCUGAGAAUCCGAACUUAAAAAGAAAGCAAAAGCAUCGAAGAAUUAUGAGAGUGAAAGAAAUGGGAGUAGAGGGUUUUACUGUUUUGGCCUUGUCGAUGAGCAGUUUGUUGCUGUGGGGUUCAUUGGGUGGGGUUGGAGCGGCUGAUGAGAGUGGUUUAGCAAAUGAGUGCAGCAAAGAUUUCCAGAGCGUGAUGACUUGCCUGAACUUUGCGCAAGGGAAGGUGGCGACGCCGACUAAGGAGUGUUGUAGUUCGGUGUCGAGUAUAAAGGAAAAUGAGCCAAAGUGUUUGUGCUAUCUUCUUCAGCAGACCCAGACGUCUGGAGCUCAGAACCUUAAGAGCUUGGGGGUACAGGAAGCUAAGCUUCUUCAGCUUCCUACCGCUUGCCAGUUAAAGAACGCUAGCGUCAGUGACUGCCCAAGGAAAUGUGGAAUGGAUAAAAUGGAAAAGGAAAAGGUUAAUGCGGGAAAUAAUCGGCUAAAGCCAGCUUCUUGCCGUAUGGUCUCCUUGGGCCGGGUAGUCGACUUUUAUGUAGAUCAGCCCAGAGAGAGAGAGUCCGUUAGACAUGUUUAAGUGUAAGUGCUGCUAUAUGUUUCUUGCCCAAGGAGAAGAAGCUAUGCGUAGAUCAUGUUGAAUGGCAAAGCCAAGGACCGUCUUCUUUCAAUCUGAAGAAAGGACCAUCUACCUACUGUCCCAAUAAGGUUCCAUGUCCGCCACCGGGCUAUAAUUAAAAUGGGAAUUUAAUCCAAACCGUUUCAAGAAAACGAAAAGGAAAAUUACCAAAGUUUCUGUAUGUAAUAAAGAGUCUAGCGGUUAUGAUAGAUUGCUGGGAGCACUCCCAAAUCUCUUGUUCUUACUUUUAAUGGGAAAAGAUUUUGUUCAA